Trichomycterus rosablanca is the source of this 2917-nucleotide messenger RNA. RefSeq names its product protein phosphatase 1, regulatory subunit 8b (gene ppp1r8b). Gene Ontology annotation, molecular function: protein serine/threonine phosphatase inhibitor activity; mRNA binding; protein binding. Bases 37 to 1059 code for a protein of 340 amino acids. The record is from RefSeq and is a predicted model, not a curated record. Lineage: Eukaryota; Metazoa; Chordata; Actinopteri; Siluriformes; Trichomycteridae. Gene Ontology annotation, cellular component: nuclear speck. The transcript is spliced from 7 exons.
GGUAACCAGAGUGCCAUGCAGCUUUAGGAAUGAACGAUGGCAAAAAACACCGCCGCAAAUAGUUCAAACUUUGAUUGUCCGUCAUGGGCAGGUAAGCCUCCACCAGGGCUUCAUUUGGAUGUGAUGAAAGGGGAAAAGCUGAUAGAGAAACUGAUCAUUGAUGAAAAGAAAUACUACUUGUUUGGGAGGAACCCAGACCUCUGUGACUUUACAAUCGAUCAUCAAUCAUGUUCUCGAGUCCAUGCUGCCCUUAUCUACCACAAACAUUUGAAAAGGCUUUUUCUCAUCGAUCUUAACAGCACACAUGGCACGUUCCUGGGCCACAUUCGUCUGGAGCCACAUAAGCCCCAACAGGUUCCUAUUGACUCUACUAUGUCUUUCGGCGCAUCCACACGUGUCUAUACCAUACGGGAGAAACCUCAGAGCCAGGCUAAUGUGGGGACAGGCGACAAAACGGGGGAUGAUGAGGAACUGAAAGGACUGCUGGGUCUUCCCGAGGAGGAGACUGAGCUGGAGAACCUGACUGAGUUUAACACUGCUCACAACAAGCGCAUCUCCACACUGACCAUAGAGGAAGGUAAUUUAGAUAUCCAGAGGCCAAAGAGGAAAAGGAAAAGUUCCAGAGUGAGCUUCAAUGAGGAUGAAGAGGUCAUCAACCCAGAGGAUGUUGACCCUUCUGUUGGACGUUUUCGUAACAUGGUGCAGACUGCUGUUGUACCUUUAAAGAAAAGAAAAGAGGCUGGUAACUUUAUGAGCAUUGAUGACACACAUUCACAUCGUGCCCAUAGUUUUGCAGGAAAAGGUGGGCUGUAUGGAGAUCUUCCUCCUGCUCAUUCUGAUGCUCAUUCCUCAGGGGGCACCAUGCUGGGAGGACUUCCUCUACCAAACCCUGCUCCUGAGGUAGACUUGACCCCAGAGCUUCCUCAGCCUCCUGUUACACUCAACCCCACUCCUGUUAUAGGACCCUACAUUCCAGAGGGUCUAAGUGAACCCCGAAAGAAGAAGUAUGCUAAAGAGGCAUGGCCUGGCAAAAAGCCCACACCAUCUUUACUUCUCUAGCUGCAAUUUCAUCUGGACAGUUUCUUAAGUGUGGGUUUUUUUUUUUUAUAAAUAGAAUGUGAUUUUUACAUAUUUUUUCCUAUAUAAAUAUCAGUAGCUAAAACUUGGCUCUGAAUUAAUUGAUGUGCAUAAAGGUGAAGUCCACCCUAAAUGACAUGUAAUACGUUUAUCUGGGACAAAUGUGAUGCCUGUUGCAUUUCAGAUGGAUUUGUCUCUGAUGUAUUGUCUUUAUUUUAAUUAGAAAUUGGCAUUCAUAUUCAUCACAGGAGGGCAUUGCUGGUGCAGUUUCUUUGGCAUUUCAAAGAAGGAUAUGGAACAAUAAACGGUCAGGGUUUACUGGUUAACAGAAAAGAAAGCACUUCUGUUUACUAUUUUUAGCAACAUUAUGUUUGUGAUUGAGAUGGUAUGGAAGUGGGUUAGAGAAAAGGGCUGUACUCAGAAUGCAAUGCAGCUAUGCAACACAACACAUGUAAUCUGGGACCAUGACCACCAGCCUGUUUUGCUGGUCAUAGAGAGCUUAGACUUAAUCCUUAGUGAAAUUGUUGACGCCGCAGCCAUACAAAACCCCGCACAUUCAUCAGCUUCCAACAAGGGAUUCCUAGUGUGAUAUUUUUCAACACAAAGCAAUCAUUUACAGCAUUUAGUAAACACUUAUCCAAAGCGACUUACAAUUAUGACUGAAUAUAAUUCCAACAAUUGAGGGUUAAGGGCCUUGCUUAGGGGGCCCAACAAUGGCAACUUGGUGGCAAUGUGGCUUGAAUCGAACUUGAGGGUUUUUUCAGUGAUAAAUUAUGUCUGUUGUACUACAUUUAUUGUACAAUGUCUGCAUACAUAAUCAUAAUAAUUUGAGCCAUGUAUCAUCAUGUAUACAUUAAUUCAAUUAUUUUUACCUACUGCUUUAUUCUGAUUGGGCACAAACACAGAAAUACACCCUGAGCAGGGUGUCGGACUAUCGCAGGGCACAAAACAUUCUAGCGGCAGCCUUCCAUAGGCCGACGAGUGGAAAAUAUACCAACUCUAUACAAAUAGUGACCAGAACGAACCUAAUUCUCAUGUACCCUUUUCUGCUGUGUGGCUUUUAAUUACCAGCUGCUGCUUAAUAUUUAUUGGACCAAAGUAUUAGUUGGAAAUGGAACUUGCAUACAUGUUUAGUGUAUAUGCAGUUAACAUGUAUCAUUGUGGCAUAUCACUAGUACUAUUAACAACAACUGUGUGAAUAAUUGGUCAACAUUUAUGAAAUUCAUUACAAGCCAAUUUAAUGUCCUAAAUAACAAAAACAGAUUCAUACAUUUUUUAAAUGGUAAGAACAGGAUUUUUUUGUUAUCCUGAAUCUUUCUCACAUGAUGUGAAUCUAGCAUUAGUGAACUACAAGAGUAGUUGAAUGGUACCUAAAUAAAAAAAUACCUGCCAUUGGACCAAAAUGUUACUAAAAGACGGUUAAAGUGAAGAGAAUUAAAGACAACUUUAAGCAUUAUUUAAUGUCAUUUUAAAUAUUGUUGUGCACAUGAUUUAGGGUGGAUUUUUCCUUUAAAUCUUAGUCAUCAAUGGAACCUAUGAGCUGAGAGGAUUCCGUUAUUUUUAUGGUUUUAUUUUUUAUUUUGGACUAACAAGAAAAGCGGUUCAAGUCAAAUCUCAAAGAAAAGCCAUUUAAUUGAGGAGUGAAGUCUGUUGAUUAGCUUUUGUAAUACUCUACUUAUGUCACUAGAUGGUACCAGGACUAUAAACGAGAGAGAAUUAUUCAUCGUAUUUACCUUCCUUUUACACCUCUAAACAAAACUUAGACACACUGAUGACUUUCUGUUGUACUUUUUUGCUUUUGUAUCAGGAAAAAAACACAGUAAAUGAUUUUUUAAAUCUU